This is a messenger RNA of Saccostrea cuccullata (small rock oyster), 2043 nucleotides long. Its product is annotated as F-box only protein 7-like. Gene Ontology annotation, molecular function: protein kinase binding. Lineage: Eukaryota; Metazoa; Mollusca; Bivalvia; Ostreida; Ostreidae. Bases 36 to 1652 code for a protein of 538 amino acids. The record is from RefSeq and is a predicted model, not a curated record. Gene Ontology annotation, biological process: positive regulation of autophagy of mitochondrion. The transcript is spliced from 11 exons.
ACAGACAGAUUCGAAGUGGCAAAAUCGGAUUCAGAAUGAAAUUUAAAGUAAAAUACAAAGAUGUAAGCAGAAAUGUAUCAGUGGAGGAAAAAGAAGAGUUCAAUUCGACACUAUGCAGCCUAGAAUCUGCCGUAUCAGAAAUAUUUUGUGACUUAGUUAAGAGUUCCUUUUACUUGAGUUUGAAUAAGAAGGAUAGACUUGGAGCAGGGAACCAAACUCUGGCAGGUCUGGGACUAGUAUCAGGGGAUAUCCUCCAUAUUGUCAGUGAUGACCCUGAGGAAGUUCAAGAACAGAAGCAACCUUCAAACCAGAGGUCAACCAACAGACCUUUAGGCCUAACAGACACACAGACCUCUUCAAGCUCCCACAGAAAUGAUCCACAUUCUACAUCCAGUCAAGGGGUUGUACAUAAUCAAAUUGACCCAAAUCAGCCAUCUUGUUCAACAGAUGAUUCUCAAAUGGAGGCUGAGAGUUUCCAAAGUGAGGCUGCUUAUCCUAUGGACCCAGUUGUUGUUAGUAAAUGUCUCAGUGAGCCAAGACUGUGCAGUGAAUGCCUACAAGGCAGUGUGCCUCCCUUGUUGAGUGAGCUGUACUCAGACUUACACUGUCAGUAUUGUGAAGAAGCCCUUUGUUUGGUGCUUCAUGUGUUAAUGCUGGAGGCUGGAUACCAGUCUGUCUCAACUAAACUAGAGAGUAGUAACCCUACACAGAUGGAAUCAGAGAUGACUAGCUGUGAUCCUCAGACACUAUCUGAGUCAGAUGUGUGUCCCAGUGAUUUGUGGAGAGAAAGAGCACCGGCCUUCUACAAACUAGAGUACACUCACCCGACAAGUGGUUCCACAGUCUAUACAGUUACUGCUGUACCCAUGGGGACCUCCCUUAUUGUUCAUGGUCAAGUGAAGAUAGAAGAAAAUAUAGAAAAAUGUCAGUGUCAACUCAAAACCAAGGAUUUUAUACAAAAUAUAACUCCAGAGCCGAACACCUGUUACCAGAAUCUACCAAAGCUGUCCAGGACAUUUAAGGAUGCUAUAUCCUUACCCCUUCUACAGAAAUGCAGGGAAGCUAUGAACUUAGUGCCUUUAUAUGGACUUUUAGCCUUGAGUAAUGAACUGAAGCUGAAGAUCCUUGGAUGUUUGGAUGUAGUCAGUCUGCUGAGAAUGUCUGAAGUCUGUAAGGAAUUCCGCAGCCUCAGUAAUGAUAAAUAUAUCUGGAGGAGACUGUUCUUGUCUCAUUUUGGGAAUCGGGCAAAUAAUGGCCUAAACCAAAACUGGAAACAGUUAUACAAGUCAGAGUAUAGAAACCGAAAACAACAGAGGAAGUGGUGGCGUCAGAUGACAACAGUUGUCCCCCCUUUCAUACCCUCUGACCCCUAUUCACAGAGGAUACCCCCUCUGGCCCCAUUUAGUCCCGGAAUGAUUGGAGGAGACUAUGAUCUCUACCCACAAUUCCAUGGUAUCCCCAAUCCUAUUUUUGGACGUCGUGGUGGACACAUGCCUGAUAUGAGACCACGGUUUGACCCGUUUGGUCCGGGUCAGAAUUUCCCUCCAGGACCCGGUGGAGGGUUUUAUGAUAGAAGCAGUGGUGGAUCCAGGAUUUCACGGGGAUCAAGGAGUGGAUUGGGUGGGUUAGGAGGAGGUCCAAAAUUCUUCUGAUCUUAACUUAAAAUAACUUAUUAAUACUUCUGAUGCCUUUCAAAGCAAGGAACAUAAGAGCAAAUUUCUUGGUGGUUUGACUUUAAAAAAUGAAAAUUGCUUUCUCUCAAAUUUUUCAGUAAAUAUUAAAAACUGAAUAAUACACUAAGCUUCCCUCUGUGAUAGGGACCUAGUCUUAUGCUCUAUUUUAGUUUCAUGUUAUUUAUACUCACUGUAAUGAUGAGGAGUGAUGAAUUUAAUUUUGCAUUUAAAAUUGAAUUGUUCAAACUAUUUUGCUGUUGAAUGAUCUCUUAUUAUUCACAUUAAAAUUAAGGUUGUUACUAGAACACAAAUACUUUUCUUUGUUGAUGUUAACUGUAACAAAUAAAUAAAUUGAAUUCACGAAAAUCAA